UCUGCAUCAUGGAGACAGAAGCAACCCGCAGCUAGGAGAUGAUGUGGGAGCCUAUUUCGUUGGACAACGGCCAAGGUCAUGAUGAUACCCCAAUGACAUUAAGGAUCGUGUUGGGAGAAGAAGAGCCCCUCGCUUCCGUCUCAAAGGAUCAACCCGCUGUUGAUUCACUGGAUGCUGGAAGCAUUGCUGAUGAGCCGGGCCCAAGUGGCCCAAGUGGCCCAAGUGGGGACAUCGUACCUUCCGAUUCAAGGUUAGGAUCGCUCCUGACCUCCUGCCCCCGUCCCUGUUCUCCCCAUCCUCCCCAAGCCCCACUGUCGGCUGGAUUUGAAGAGAGGAGUCAAGAGGUCGACGAUCAGGAGGAAAUCGGCACCGCCAGGGUGCCCAUAGUGAUCCCACCCGCAAUCCCGCACCAUCCCUUUCAAUGGCCUGGCAACGAAACUGAUGGGCUGGGCAUGGCCCACCGUCCAAUCCCUGUCGAGCCUCCGGAGCACAUGAAGGAGGAGGAGGAGGAGGAGGAAGAAGAAAUCCUUCCCCCGGCAUCCAAUGUCCAAUGUGGCUUCGACCCUCUUAGGCCAACUCCUUUGAGCCAUGAGGAUGGGGAUCCUGUGGCAGCCAGUGCCGGUGGCUCAGAGGACACCUCGCUCGGUUCUGAGCCCAGACGAACGGUGCCAAAGCAUCAUCAUGCUGGUCCCAUACGGCCAACUACUUUAUUAUAGAAGGUGUUUGAGAAAGUGGGGAAAGACGUGGCCAAGUGUCGAAUUUGCCUUGUGCAAGACAAAGUAUCAAAUCACGGCACAACGUCACUUUGGCGACAUCUCAAGAAGCUCCAUCCCGUAGAGCUCCAGCACCACCAAGAUGAAAUGAGUGCAUUAUCAAACACGUUGACGGCCUGGACCCCUGAAAUGUAUGGAACCACAUCCCCCAAGAAGCUUGAGUUGGAUCGAGCACUGAUCCAAAUGAUUUCGAAUGACAUGCAGCCCAUUUCGAUUGUGGAGGAUGAUGGUUUCGUGAAUUUUUGCCAAGCCAUGAACCCCAAGUAUUUGCUCCCCUCAAGACAAGUCAUUUCGAAGACAUUAAUCCCAGCCAUCUUUGAAGAGGUGCAAAGAAAAUUGGGGCACAAGCUUGUUCAAGCCAAAUGGGUGUCUUUUACCACUGAUUUGUGGACUUCCGCCAAUACCACUGGCUUCUUGGCACUCACCAUUCAUUUUUGGGAUCACGAAACAUCAACCUUACAAUGCUUUGUUCUGGAUUGCCUGCGGAUUUGGGGACGUCAUACGGCUGAUCGAUUGGGUGAAGAAAUAAAAGCGGUGCUGAUUAGAAAUGAAAUCGUUUCCAAAGUUGUGGUGGGAGUGACGGACAAUGGGGCAAAUAUCGUCAAGGCCUUGCAAAACAUUAACAUCAAGCAAAUGGCCUGCUAUGCGCAUACGCUAAAUCUGGUGGCAAAUGCGUCGUUGAGAGAAACUCCAGCCUUAGCUGCGGCCAAGGAAACUGCUUCAAGACUGGUUGAAUUAACCAAACGAAGCACGCCAACCUUGGAAAGAUUUGAACAAAUUCAACGUAAUCAGGGUUUCCCCACGGUUAAGAAAUUGAUCCAGGAUAUUUCAACGCGAUGGAAUUCUACUUUCGAAAUGAUGAACCGUCUAGUGGAGCUGAAAGGACCCGUUUCAGAACUCCUGACGGAGCCUGGCAUGAGCUCCAAGGUUGGCGUGGUUGACUCGACAACGUGGGAGGUCCUUCAUGAAGCAGUUGAUGUACUUCAACCCUUGUAUGAAGCCACUUUGGAGCUUUCUGGUGAAAAAAGCACAACUGGAUCAAAGGUCAUUCCCCUCACCAAGAUGCUGAUUUUACAAUACGCCAAUUUCACCGCGCAGUCCCUUUCCGGACUGAUAAAACACGACCUGUCCCAAGCUGUUCUUCGAAAUCUCAAUCGUCGAUUUGGGGAAGUGGAAAAAAUUAAGGAACUAGCGCUGGCAACUCUCUUGGAUCCACGUUUCAAGGCUAAUGGAUUCCGUGAUAUCCACUUGAAAAACGAAGCCUUAGAGAUCUUAAUUUCUGAGCUGGUUGGCCUGUAUUCACCCACAAAUCAAGAUCAACCCCCCAAAUCCCAGCAAAAUCCAGCCAAGCGACCUCGAUCUUCUCUCUGGGAGUCUUUUGACAAGGAUGUUGCUCAAUACGAAGCCAGGGAUACUGCGACCUAUCCGGACAUUGCCCAUACUCACCUUCACACCUACCUUUACCUCCCUUGCCAGCCUAGGCAUACCGAUCCGUUCGAUUGGUGGGUGAGGAUUGGCCAAGAAAAAUUUCCUUUUAUCUUCAUCUUGGCCCAAAAGUAUCUAACCAUUCCUGCCACUUCCGUUCCCUCUGAGAGAGUGUUUUCUUCGGCUGGCCAAAUUAUUUCGAAGAAACGGAAUCGAAUUGGCGACGAGUGUGCCCGGAAGCUAAUCUGUCUUCACGCAAACAUAAACAAAAUCUAAUCUUCCCCACUUUCUCAUAUGUUUUCAAUAAUGCUUCCUUAAUUUUCGCUUGUUAAUACAUUCCCUCAUUUUACACAUUGUCUUAUUCCUAUUUACAUUCAAAGGCCAGAGGUGAAAUCCAAAUUGCUUUUAUAGGGAUCUUUGUGCUAAACCUGGUCAAUUUUGAAUGGGAU
Tigriopus californicus is the source of this 2647-nucleotide messenger RNA. Its product is annotated as E3 SUMO-protein ligase ZBED1-like. Lineage: Eukaryota; Metazoa; Arthropoda; Copepoda; Harpacticoida; Harpacticidae. The coding region runs from base 861 to 2474 and encodes 537 amino acids. Gene Ontology annotation, molecular function: protein dimerization activity. The record is from RefSeq and is a predicted model, not a curated record. The transcript is spliced from 2 exons.